Molecule: messenger RNA, 1141 nt
Organism: Salvelinus sp. IW2-2015
Lineage: Eukaryota; Metazoa; Chordata; Actinopteri; Salmoniformes; Salmonidae
Source: RefSeq, a predicted model, not a curated record
UCAACCGGUGGUGGUAGGAGAAGCGGGACUGGAGUGUUUAGUGCUGUCGUCACUGYGCCUGAUCGUUUGACCCUGGGAGAAAGUUCUGCCACAGGGGGAAAUAUGUGGCGGAAACCGAGGGGCUGGAACAGAGAGAAUAGGCGAGGGAUACCGCGAGCGUGAGAACUGCGGCUCAGGCUUUGACCAUUCAGCUACUGGACGACAUUGUGGCUGAGAGACUGGAGGCUCAGGAGGCCAGAGGAAGAUGCUGAACCCAUGGGGGCUGUUCCUCUGCCAGCUGGYAAUAAACACGUCUUACCAUGUCAUAAAAGCCAGCCUCUGCCUGGGUGGGUCAGACAUCUUUGCGACGGUGAGCGAGAACCGCCCCGUAGGAGAGUUCAUUGCGAACCUCAGCAUCGCCGGGGACCCUACAGGAGUCAAUAGCAUCCGCUUGUGCCUCACCGGAGAGAACGCCAAUUGGUUCUACCUAGAAGGGAGAACCAUCAGGCUAAACUCAUCCAUUUUAAGAGUCCUGGAUCGAGAGCGCCAGGGAUCUGUUUUGAUGGCAGCAUUAACAUGUUAUGAAGAUGACAUAAUACAGAGUGAAUACAGGGUCAUGGUUGAGAUCCUGAACGAAAACGAUAACAAACCAAGGUUCCUUGAGAAGACUAUACAACCGCGUUACAUAAGUGAGCUCACUGCAGUCAACUCUGUAGUCUUCACCGUCAAGGCCAUCGAUGCUGAUGGAGACACCAUCACCUACAUCAUCGACAGAGCCUCGCCUGAUGCCAGCUACUUCAGGAUAGACCUGCCCAACAGUGGUAAAGUAAUCCUGGACAAGCCAUUGGACUAUGAGACCAAAACCAAGCUGCAGCUAGUCAUCUACGCUGUGGAAACCAACACCAAGGAGUGGUACAACACUUCCGCCUCUCUGACUGUGAACGUGGAGGACAGGGACGACCAUUACCCUCAGUUCCUACCGUGCACACCCAUCUCCCAGGACCACAACCACACGGUUGUCUGCACCAACCCCAUCUACGUGGUCAACAUCACAGAAAAGGACCAGGACAUAUUACUGAAUUUCUCUCCUGGUCCAAUUCAUGCCGAAGAUGGAGACAGAAGCCUUGAUACGCCUUUGCUCUACUCCAUUCUCUCAGACUAG